This is a messenger RNA of Camelina sativa (false flax), 1305 nucleotides long. Lineage: Eukaryota; Viridiplantae; Streptophyta; Magnoliopsida; Brassicales; Brassicaceae. The record is from RefSeq and is a predicted model, not a curated record.
AUGGGUAGGGGUUUCCGAGCUCUAUGCGUCUUCUUUGUUUCUCGAUUUCUCGAUUAUGCGCUUACUUCUUUUUAUCUUGAGGCAGAGAUCCGCGCAUUACAGCUUGAUUCAGCAGAUGAAAACAAUGGUGGUGUCGUUCCAGAAGAUCAUAACUCUGUUGAAGUUGAGAAAUCGGAUAAAGAAGCAGAAGACCUGAAAGAUGAGGUGCAAGAAUCAGUCCCAGUUCCUGACGAGCAACAAGCUUCUGAGGAUCAUGAUGAAGUAAUGCUUCAUCCAGUGCAUAACCCAGCAAAAGCUAAAGAGAAAGCUGCUCAAGAGAAGGCUGCCAAAGAGGAAGCUGAAGAGGAAGCAGAAGCAAAUAAAAAGAGACACUUGAACGUCGUGUUCAUUGGGCAUGUUGAUGCUGGUAAAUCUACAAUUGGAGGACAGAUUCUUUUCCUUAGCGGCCAGGUGGAUGAUCGACAAAUCCAAAAGUAUGAGAAGGAAGCAAAAGACAAAAGUAGAGAAAGCUGGUAUAUGGCAUAUAUAAUGGAUACAAAUGAAGAGGAGAGGCUCAAGGGUAAAACAGUUGAAGUUGGAAGGGCACACUUUGAAACUCAGAGCACUAGAUUUACCAUUUUGGAUGCUCCGGGACACAAGAGUUACGUACCUAAUAUGAUUAGUGGAGCAUCUCAAGCAGACAUUGGUGUGCUGGUGAUUUCAGCUCGGAAAGGUGAAUUUGAAACGGGAUAUGAGAGGGGUGGUCAGACACGUGAACACGUUCAACUUGCCAAAACAUUGGGUGUGUCGAAGCUGAUUGUUGUUGUAAACAAGAUGGAUGAUCCAACUGUAGGCUGGUCGAAAGAAAGGUAUGAUGAAAUAGAACAAAAAAUGGUACCGUUCCUGAAAGCCUCUGGCUACAACACAAAGAAAGAUGUUGUCUUCCUACCUAUAUCUGGUCUAAUGGGAAUAAAUAUGGACACGAGGAUGGGUCAAACCGUUUGUCCUUGGUGGAGUGGCCCCUGCUUUUUUGAAGUCCUUGACUCUAUUGAAAUUCCACCACGGGAUCCUAAUGGUCCAUUCAGGAAAUCCAUGACUCGUGUUUCUGCACAUGCAACUGGUCUAACUUUGAAAAUGAUGCCUAUUAUUGAUAAAUUCAAGGACAUGGGAACUGUUGUUAUGGGAAAAGUAGAAUCUGGCAGCAUUAAGGAGGGUGAUUCCUUGGUUGUUAUGCCAAACAAGGAACAUGUGAAAGUUGUUGCUAUAUAUUGCGAUGAAGAUAAAGUUAAACGUGCAGGACCUGGUGAGAAUUUGAGACACUGGUAA